Dictyostelium purpureum is the source of this 1383-nucleotide messenger RNA. RefSeq lists its product as uncharacterized. Bases 1 to 1383 code for a protein of 460 amino acids. The record is from RefSeq and is a predicted model, not a curated record. Lineage: Eukaryota; Evosea; Eumycetozoa; Dictyosteliales; Dictyosteliaceae. The transcript has 2 exons.
AUGGAUUAUUUAACUAAUACAUUUUACAGAAUAAAAAAUUAUUUUUUCAGUGAUAACAAUAACAAUAAUAACAAUAAUAACAAUAAUAAUAACAAUGAUGAAAGCAACACCUGCACACAACCAUCUAAUUUAAUAAUUUCCAAUGAUUAUAACAACAACAAUAAUAUCAAUAAUAAUAAUAAUAUUAACAAUAAUAAUAAUAAUAAUAAUAAUAAUAAUAUCAAUAAUAAUAAUAAUAUCAAUAGUAUCAAUAAUAAUAAUAUUAAUAGUAUCAAUAAUAAUAAAAUAAUAAUAAAUUACAUUUCCCAAAACAGUCAAUCCCCACUUGACCAAUGUAUUUAUGCCCCAUCACACAAUCAAUCACCAUCUCAACCACAAAAUAUAAUAUCAGAAUCACCAUUCCAUAGAUCCACUGAUAUUAUUCCAACUUUUCCAGCAACAAGAUCACCAUAUACCCCAUCACACAAUCAAUCACCAUCUCAACCACAAAAUAUAACCUCAGAAUCACCAUUCCAUAGAUCCACCGAAAUCAUACCAACUUUUCCUGCAACAAGAUCACCAUAUACCCAAUCACAAAAUCAACUCCAAUCUCAAUUUUUUAAUUCUUCUCAAUCAAAUACCCCAAUUCCAACAAGAUCAUCAUCCAAAAUUAAUUCAGAUAAAGAGCCAGAAUCAAGCAAUCUUUCUACAGUUGCAUCAACUGGCAAUCCAAUAAAAACAAGACCAUUGGAAGAAGAUGAUAUAUCAAAUGAAAGUGAUAGAAAAAUUAACAAAAAAAAAAAACUCGAUGAAGAGAGUUUAAAAAAAGAUAAAGAUCGUGCUAAAAUGGAAAAAUUAAAAAAAGAAAAAGAAGAAAAAGAAAAAUUAGAAAAAAUUCAAAAGGAAAAAGAAGAAAAAGAAAGAUUGGAAAAGCUCCAAAAAGAAAAAGAAGAAAAAGAAAAAGAGGAAAAAGAGAAAUUAGAAAGGGGACUAUUGGAAAUAGAUUACCAUUGUAAUAUUUGCAUAGAUCAAAUAGAGACCAUAAAAAAAGCAACAAUUGAUUGCAAUCAUAAAUUUUGCUUUGAUUGUAUAUUAGAAUGGUCGGAUCAAGCUAACACCUGUCCAACAUGUAGAAAAAGAUUUUAUAAUAUAAAAAGAGACAAUUAUGUUGAAGGUUUAGUAAACAGUGCCAAUGUCCCAUAUAGAGUUCAAGGAGAUGAUAGAUGGCCAAAUUAUUACAGUACACUCCAAGAAUUAAUCCAUGAAGCCGCUCAACUCCCACCAAUUCCAUACCCUUUUCCUUACAAUUCUUAUCCUGGUUUAUAUAAUAAUGAAGAUCACCCAGGAAAUGGCGAUGAAGAUGGGGGUGAAGAUGACGAAUUUGUUGAUACUAUGGAUCUCUAG